Messenger RNA from Rotaria sp. Silwood1, 1308 nucleotides. The record is from the annotation of a GenBank genome assembly. NCBI's taxonomy places the organism in Eukaryota, Metazoa, Rotifera, Eurotatoria, Philodinida, Philodinidae.
AUGUCUCAAUUAUGUUUCAUAAAAAAAUGUACUCGUACAUCGCGUGGUCUGUGUGAUUGUUGCCAACAAAGCCUUUGCUUACAACAUUUAAAUGAACAUAAUGCCUUGCUCAUUUCUCAACUGAAUCCUUUGACUGAUGAAGUUAAUGCACUUGAAGAUCGUCUCAAAAUACUAAAUAUUCAAAAAUCUAUUGGUAAUAGUCGUGAAAAACUUGAACAAUGGCGUGAAGAUUGUCAUAAGAAGAUUGAUUGUUUAUUUGAACGAAAGUGUCAAGAACUUGAUGAACUUGUUAAUCAAAAAAUUGACCAACAACGUGAAGCACUCAAUUGGGUACAUUCGAAAAUAACUGAACUUAUCAAAGCACAAGAAACAACUCGUCAAGAUAUCGAUUCAAUGAGAUCAAGUAUUCGUCAACUCAAAAUAAAUAUACAAAAAAUCGAACGAAUAUGUUUUACGGUCGAUACUCGUCCACUAUUGAUAGAUGAUACGUUCGUUCUUAUAAACAAACCAAUUGAACGUGAACUUGAUCUAUCAACUCUUUCGCCAAGAUACACAACGAUUCAUCGUAAUGAGGGAAGUUUUCCAUCAUUAACUAACAAUGAUCGAUAUUUAUUAAUGCAUCAACAGCCCAAUUUAUGUAUAUUUGAUACAGAAAUGAACAUAGUCAAACAAAUGUUAUGGUCGUAUGAUGCAAUUCAUGAUAUGUGUUGGUCAUCAACAUUAGAUCGAUUCAUUCUACUUGGAAAAAAUAAUAUCUAUCUCGUUAAUGAAAAUACAAUGACAAUUGAUACUGUUAACACAAUGGAAGAACGAUACUGGGGAUCGUGUACAUGUUCGGACACAGUUUUCUUUGCAAGUACAAAUGAAUGUCCUUCAUCUGUAUUAGAAUUCACAUUAUUUCCAGUGAUUCAACCGGUUCGCGAAUGGAAAUACCCUCUUACAUCUACUAAAGAUCAAGGUAUUGCUGAUACUGUUUAUAAUGAUGGAAAUCUAGCUUUAAUGGUUAUGAGUGAAUCCAAGAGAUCGGUGCGUAUUGAAUUGAGAAAUGUAAAAACAUUCGAUCCCAUCUGGUCACUUCAACUUGAUACUAAGUGUCUCCAAAAAGUAGCUUUUCGUUGUUGUUCACUCACUUUUAAUGAAUGGCUCAUUGUUGACUAUGAAACUGAACGUCUGAUACAGAUUACAAAGGAUGGAAAAAUAAAGAAUACAAUUCAAUAUUAUCCGACCCCCUGUCGUGCUGUUUUAUUCGACUUCAAUAAACUGGCUAUAUUGACUUUGGAUGAUGUUAGGCUGCAUACAAUUCAGUAA